AUGCAGGAAGGCCAGCAGGGUCCUGCGAGCCACCCCAGCGACGCCUGCGGGAUCCAGGCCAGCCCGUUCCCCUGGAGAUCAGUGCAGGAGUUUGCAGCCACAGACCAGUUCCCAUGGGUGGUCGCACUGCAGGACAUGCAGCGCAACCUCCUCGCCUUCAGCUCCAUCCUGAACAAGCACUGGAUCCUCAGCACCGCAUCCAGCCUGCAGAGCAGGUCCGUGCCCUGUGAGGGGCCCUGCAUCACCCUGGGCAAGGGUGAUGCCAGCAACCCCAUCAUGUGCCAGAUUAGAGAGACUGAGAAAUGGGUCCUGAAAGGCAUUCUCAGUGAAAGCAGCAUGAGCUGCUACAGACCAUUCCUGUACACCCCAGUGUCCUACUACAGCCACUGGAUCUUGGCCACCACAGAGAGGACAGGACCUCCUGCAUUCCCCACGUUAGUCAGGUGCACACUUGGAGAUGUUGAACUCCCACAUAUCCCAGGGAACUCCCUCUGGUUCCUCCUGCAUUAA
Molecule: messenger RNA, 510 nt
Organism: Haliaeetus leucocephalus (bald eagle)
Lineage: Eukaryota; Metazoa; Chordata; Aves; Accipitriformes; Accipitridae
Gene: PRSS54
Product: protease, serine, 54
Exons: 4
Coding region: 1-510 (169 amino acids)
Biological process (GO): proteolysis
Molecular function (GO): serine-type endopeptidase activity
Source: RefSeq, a predicted model, not a curated record